AUGCGCUCCAACCCCUCUGACGCGCCUGACUCGUCUCUCACGCCUAACCCUUCCCGCACGCCUGAUGCUUCCCCCGCGCCUAACUUUCUCCGCUCGCCUAACCCUUUCCGCUCGCCUGAUUCCUUUCGCGCGCCUGAUUCCCUCCGCGCGCCUGACUCCUUCCGAGCGGCUGACUCCUUCCGCGCGCCCGAUUCUUCCCGCGCGCCUGAUUCCUCCCUCACCUCUCUCAGCUCGCGCAACUUGGCCGCUUCCAUCGGGCCUGGCGGCAGUAGUAGGCGCAAUCGUCACCGUCAGCAGCACGGACGGUCACGAUCUGCUGCGGCGCUCGAGCCGAUUCCGCGUUCUCCAGCGACAUUAGCGUGGCAGCACUCUGCUGGUCUUCGCAGCCCCGGUCUAGACUCCGUUAACCUUCGCUCUGUCGGCAAUAGUAGCCGGAGUGUGCAAUCAGACCGUCCCGACUCUGCUGAGCGACAGGAAGCGUCGUCCGGGCGACUGGAAGCGUCAUCGUGGCGACAGGAAGCGUCGUCUUGGCGACAGGAAGCGUCGUCUUGGCGACAGGAUGCGUCUUCUGGGCGGCUGGAAGCGUCGUCUGGGCGGCUGGAAGCGUCGUCUGGGCGGCUGGAAGCGUCGUCUAGGCGACUGGAAGUGUCGUCUGAUCGACUAGAAGGUGUUUUCGAGAUGUUAGACGGAGAGGCGGGGCUGGUGGGGGAAGCGUCUGGGCGAUCCGAAGAGUCGCAUGGGCGACGGAGUGUCGCAGGCGACGCGGCGAGCGAUAGGAGCGCGUCGUCGAGACGAGUGGGAGCAGCGGAAAGCAGUUCACACGGUGAGGGUGGUGAGAUCAGCCCGGACGGCCGACUAGACGACGAACAUAGGGACGAAAUCAGGCCUGACGGACAAACAGACGACGAGGUUGACGUUAACGGAAAACGUCAACGUUCUGGCAGGCGGGCAUCACGGUUGCGAGUGAGGUGGGGGCCAGACUCACCCGACAGGGAUACCCCGGGAGAACAGGGCAAGCCAAAAUCACGGCUGCGAGUGAGGUGGGGGCCAGACUCACCCGACAGGGAUACCCCGGGGGCAGCGGGAGAGGGCUGGGGUGGUAUAGUUGGUUCCGCCUUGGACCUGCGCUCCACUCUCUUAUACCACCUACAAGCCACCCUCUCCCAUGUGUCUCUCUCUCCACGCCCUCUCCCAUGUGUCUCUCUCUCCACGCCCUCUCCCAUGUGUCUCUCUCUCCACGCCCUCUCCCAUGUGUCUCUCUCUCCACGCCCUCUCCCUUGUGUCUCUCUCUCCACGCCCUCUCCCUUGUGUCUCUCUCUCCACGCCCUCUCCCGUGUGCCCCUCUCCACCCUGUGCGCCCCUCCCGCCCCGCCCGCCAGUGGGAGAUUCUCUUCCAGAUCGCCUUUGGCCUGCGCUCCACAGGCGCAUGGCUCAUCCUCCACUCCACACUCUCAUUGGGAGAUUCUCUUCCAGAUCGCCUUUGACCUGCGCUCCACGGGUGCAUGGCUCAUCGUCGACUCAACCCUCUCCGCCAUCUACCUCAUCGACGUGCUCCUGGGCUUUAAGACCGGUUACGUGACAAGAGAACGGCACGUGAGCACAAGCGACGGCAUCAAGAUAUUGCAGCCGCAGCAGAUUGUCCUGGAGCAGCGCCGCAUAGUGUGGCACUACCUGCGCACGUGGUUCCUGCUCGACCUCCUCUCUUCGCUACCCAUGGACCUCAUCAUCUCCCUCACCACCACCUCCUCCUCCGGCUUCUGGAUCUCCACUGUGUUCCGAGCGCUGAAGCUCUUCCGCAUGCGCCGUCUGCUGAACGCCACGGACCAGCUCAGAACGUCCUUCCUGCGCUCCACGUGGAUGGAGCUCACCGUGCUCAUCCUGCAGGUGGGUGGGUGGAUCGUCCGUGGGUGGGUCCUCACACUUGAGGAUCUGCUUCCUCAUCCUGCAUUCCGCCAUCUACACCAUCUCCCUGCUCUGUCUGUCCGCCCCUUCUUCUGCCGCACAUCCGCAUGCUCCGCCUCGUGGGCGUGUGCGUGCUUUUCAGCUGCCGCAAAUCUCCCCAUUGAGUCCCCCCCCUCUGUACACUCACUCAGUCCCUCCCCUUCUCACUCGCUAACUGCUCUACCCCAGAUCUGCAUGUUUUGCCAUGUGGGCGCGUGCGCCUUUGCUCUGAUUGGCCGGCUCGAGCCAGAGGGCCAAUCGUGGCUCGCCAACUUCUUCUGGGACGACAACGGGGAGGCGCAGCCUCUGGAAACGGCGCCGCCACUUGUCGCCUACGUGGCGGCCACCUAUUGGUCCAUGGUCACAUUUGCCUCGAUCUCAUCCCCUCUUCGUUUGUCCUUCUCCUCUCAUCCCUUUCCUCUCAUCCCUUUCCUCUCAUCCCUUUCCUCUCAUUCUUUUCCUCUCAUCCCUUUCCUCUCAUCCCUUUCCUUUCAUCCCUUUCCUCUCAUCCCUUUCCUCUCAUCCCUUUCCUCUCGUCCCUUUCCUCUCAUCCCUUUCCUCUCAUCCCUUUCCUCUCAUCCCUUUCCUCUCAUCCCUUUCCUCUCAUCCUUUUCCUCUCAUCCCUUUCCUCUCAUCCCUUUCCUCUCGUCCCUUUCCUCUCAUCCCUUUCCUCUCGUCCCUUUCCUCUCAUCCCUUUCCUCUCAUCCCUUUCCUUUCAUCCCUUUCCUCUCGUCCCUUUCCUCUCAUCCCUUUCCUCUCAUCCCUUUCCUUUCAUCCCUUUCCUCUCGUCCCUUUCCUCUCAUCCCUUUCCUCUCAUCCCUUUCCUCUCAUCCCUUUCCUCUCAUCCCUUUCCUCUCAUCCCUUUCCUCUCAUCCCUUUCCUCUCAUCCCUUUCCUCUCAUCCCUUUCCUCUCGUCCCUUUCCUCUCGUCCCUUUCCUCUCGUCCCUUUCCUCUCAUCCCUUUCCUCUCAUCCCUUUCCUCUCAUCCCUUUCCUCUCAUCCCUUUCCUCUCAUCCCUUUCCUCUCAUCCCUUUCCUCUCAUCCCUUUCCUCUCAUCCCUUUCCUUUCAUCCUACAACCUGCUCACAGCCAUCGUGCUGGGCUGUGCUGCUGUGGGCUACGGAGACAUCUACCCCCAGGACACCAUCCCAGAGCGCAUCUUUGGCAAGCAUGCUCAGGGCCAUGCUCUCUAUUCCUCCCUCCCUCCAUGCCUCAUUGCAUGCACUUCAUUCAUAUGCUCACACUGCAGGUUCAUCGAGAGGGAGGAGCUGCCAGAGUGGCUGGCCAACCGCCUGGUAAGCCUUUUAUACGGUUCGGCUGGAAUCGGUUAA
This is a messenger RNA of Closterium sp. NIES-65, 3270 nucleotides long. The record is from the annotation of a GenBank genome assembly. NCBI's taxonomy places the organism in Eukaryota, Viridiplantae, Streptophyta, Zygnematophyceae, Desmidiales, Closteriaceae.